Saxophila tyrrhenica is the source of this 1350-nucleotide messenger RNA. RefSeq lists its product as uncharacterized. The record is from RefSeq and is a predicted model, not a curated record. Gene Ontology annotation, cellular component: cytoplasm. The coding region runs from base 1 to 1350 and encodes 449 amino acids. Gene Ontology annotation, biological process: oligosaccharide metabolic process; glycoside catabolic process. The transcript has 4 exons. Gene Ontology annotation, molecular function: alpha-galactosidase activity. Lineage: Eukaryota; Fungi; Ascomycota; Dothideomycetes; Mycosphaerellales; Extremaceae.
AUGGCGAACACGUUGAAGCUCUCCCUAACCGCUCUCCUCUCCGCACCCUUCACCCUAAGCUACACCCUCCCCGACGGCACCGGCAGACUUCCAGCCUUGGGUUGGAACAGCUGGAACGCCUACGCCUGCGACGUCAACGCCGACAAGAUCCUCUCCGCCGCCCACGCCCUAGUCGACAAAGGCUUCCUCGCCGCUGGCUACGACUACGUCAUCCAAGACGACUGCUGGUCCGUCGAACGCGGUCGUUCUAAUGCGACUUACCAGCUCCUGCCUAAUACGACCAAGUUUCCGGAUGGGAUUAAAGGCAUCGCUGAUCACGUGCAUGCUUUAGGGUUGAAGUAUGGGGUUUAUAGCAGUGCCGGUUUGGAGACUUGCGGGGGGUAUCCGGCGAGUUUGGGGUACGAGGGGGUGGAUGCGGCGACGUUUGCGGAGUGGGGGGUGGAUUAUCUCAAGUAUGACAAUUGCGGCGUGCCGGACUACUGGUACCCCAAUUGCACCGCCUGCAACCCGGACCCCUCCUACGGCGGUCCCGUCGGCGCCAACGGCACCUGCGUCCCCGGCUCCGAGCAGUUCUCCUACGGCCCGUUGUGCGACUACCAAUGGCCCGUGGACGGCCGCAACUACAGCCGCUCCCUCACCGCCCUCCGCUUCCGCACCAUGCAGCACGCCCUGGCGCGCCAGAACCGCAGCAUCCUUUUCAGCCUCUGCGAAUGGGGCACCGACGAAGUCUGGACCUGGGCGAACACCACCGGGCAGAGCUGGCGGAUGAGUAAUGACAUCUUCAACGACUGGGAGAGCGUGGCGAGGAUUUUGAACAUGAAUAGUUUUUUGAGUAACUAUGCGGGGUUCGGCGGGCAUAAUGAUGUGGAUAUGCUGGAGGUGGGGAACGGGGUGUUGACGGACCAGGAGGACAGGACGCAUUUUGCGAUGUGGGCGUUGAUGAAGAGUCCGUUAUUGAUUGGGGCGGAGUUGGGGAAUUUGACGGAGAGGCAGGUCGGGGUGUUGCAGAAUCGGUACCUACUGUCUUUUAACCAGGAUGAGGUUUAUGGAAAGCCUGCUGCGCCCUACAAAUGGGGCUGCAAUCCCGAUUGGACGUACGACGCAAAGCAUCCUGCUGAGUUCUGGUCUGGUGCUUCGAGUCGAGGGACGAUGGUGGCGAUGGUGAAUACGCUGAACCAUACCCGCACAAUGACGGCGGAGUUCAGCGAGGUUCCGGAGUUGGGUGCUGGGUCAUAUCAUGUGGUAGAUGUGUGGACAGGGAAGCAGAUGGGCUGUAUGAAGAAGAGAGUGGAGAUGACGCUGGAGGCGCACGAUACCGCUGUGCUGUUGGUUGGGAUGAAGUGUUCGUGA